AUGACAUUACAUAUGUAUGUCCAUGCUGGGCAAAAACCCUAUAAAUGCGCACUGUGUGACAGGAGUUUUGCACAGAGGAAUGACAUGACAAGGCAUAUGGAUACCCAUGGUGGGCAAAAACCCUAUAAAUGCACAGUGUGUGACAAGAGUUUUACACGGAAGACUUACAUGACAACACAUAUGUAUGUCCAUGGCGGGCAAAAACCCUAUAAAUGCCCACUGUGUAAUAAGAGUUUUACACGGAAGAAUGACAUGACAAGACAUAUGUAUACCCAUGGUGGGCAAAAACCCUAUAAAUGCACAAUGUGUGACAAGAGUUUUAUAGAGAGGUGUCACAUGGUAAGACAUAUGUAUGCGCAUGGUGGGCAAAAACCCCAUAAAUGCACAGUAUGUGAAAAGAGUUUUACACAGAGGUGUCACAUGACAACACAUAUGUAUAUCCAUGGUGGGCAAAAACCCUAUAAAUGCCCACUGUGUAAUAAGAGUUUUACACGGAAGAAUGACAUGACAAGACAUAUCUAUACCCAUGGUGGGCAAAAACCCUAUAAGUGCACAGUGUGUGGCAAGAGUUUUAUACAAAGGAGUGAAAUGACAGCACAUAUGUAUAUCCAUGGUGGGCAAAAACCCUAUAGAUGCACAGUGUGUGACAAGAGUUUUACACGAAGGAGUCAAAUGACAGCACAUAUGUAUAUCCAUGGUGGGCAAAAACCCUAUAAAUGCACAGUGUGUGACAAGAGUUUUACACGAAGGAGUCAUGUGAGAACACAUAUGUAUAUCCAUGGUGAGCAAAAGCCCUAUAAAUGCACAGUGUGUGACAAGAGUUUUACACAGAAAAGUAAAAUGAUACGUCAUCAGUUUAUACAUAAUGAGCAGGCACCUUAUAAAUGUGACACAUGUGACAGGAGUUUUACAGAGAAGCGAAGCCUAACAGUGCAUCAAAGAGUCCACAGUCGGUAGUGUACAUGCACCACAUGUGGCAAAGGUUUUAUAAGAAAUAAGUCUGACAGUGCAUCAAAGUGUCUACCGUGGUAUAUGUGAUAUAAAAGAACCUGAGCAAGAGGGAGUGUGUACAUAUUUGGGAGCUGAUGAAGGCUGAACAAUAAAAUAUGAAGAAAUGUGAAUAAAACUCUCUAAAUAAUAUUUUAGAAGGUUUAAAUUAUUAAUAAAAACAGCAUUGACUUCUAAGAACAAAGUCCAAGCUAUAAACCAAUUUGCUCUUCCUGUCUUGGCUUAACAGUUUUUGGAGUGAGUGAUUGGCCCCAAAAAAUGUUGAAUAGUUUGGACAGGAAAACAAGGAUGUUUCAUGCUCAUCAGAUGAUUUAUA
This is a messenger RNA of Protopterus annectens (West African lungfish), 1324 nucleotides long. RefSeq names its product zinc finger protein 160-like. Gene Ontology annotation, molecular function: RNA polymerase II transcription regulatory region sequence-specific DNA binding; DNA-binding transcription factor activity, RNA polymerase II-specific. Bases 1 to 957 code for a protein of 318 amino acids. The transcript has a single exon. Gene Ontology annotation, cellular component: nucleus. The record is from RefSeq and is a predicted model, not a curated record. NCBI's taxonomy places the organism in Eukaryota, Metazoa, Chordata, Ceratodontiformes, Protopteridae. Gene Ontology annotation, biological process: regulation of transcription by RNA polymerase II.